AUGGCGAGAGCUCGUGGCCCGACAGAAAAAAGGCGUGAACGUUUUCGUCCAUAUCGUCCCGAUACUGAACGCAGCCAAAGAGAUGAUUUUGCUGCUCGGGGAUUCGGAAGACGAGAACCUCCUAGUACUCGUCCGAUGAUCCUCGAGGAGGGAUGGGCUGAGCGUAUUCAGGCCUUAUUUCAUAGUAUUGGGCAAGAGUGCCCGGCUAAUCUUACUAGGGAGGAUCUUAUGAAGGCUUUUCGUACUAGGCCGACUCCAAGCUAUUAUGCUGAGAAAUACGGACACGCAAGUUCCAAGACACAAGUUCCAAUCAAGUUGAAAGACAAACAACUUCCAACCAAGUUCAAAGCCACCACCACCACAGAUGAUGCGAUGAAGCACAAAGCCACCACCUCCACAGAUGAUGCGAUGAAGCACAAAGCCACCACCUCCACAGAUGAUGCGACUCCGUCCGACUAA
Arabis nemorensis is the source of this 459-nucleotide messenger RNA. The record is from the annotation of a GenBank genome assembly. NCBI's taxonomy places the organism in Eukaryota, Viridiplantae, Streptophyta, Magnoliopsida, Brassicales, Brassicaceae.